AUGUCGGACUCCGGCGACAUGUCAAAGGAGAAAGCCUCGGCACGCGAAUUCGAGAACCCCUCAGUUCCACAAGACGAGAAGAUUACAGAUCAUGAAUCGGGGAUAAGCCGACCGCCAUCAUUCAAUGUCGAUGAAAAAGCGGUGUUGCGCAAAAUGGAUCUUCGAUUAAUUCCUAUGCUCAGCAUCCUUUACCUCCUUGCUUUUUUGGAUCGAGGAAAUAUUGGAAACGCAAAGAUUGAGGGAUUGGUGGAUGAUUUGAAUAUGACAGGACCGCAGUACAAUUGGACUCUGACCGUGUUCUUUUUCACCUACUGCGUCUUCGAGUUACCCAGCAAUCUCCUCCUUAAAAAGUUGAGACCGUCCAGAUGGCUACCAUUAAUCAUGGUUGCAUGGGGUAUCGUAAUGACCCUGAUGGGAGUUGUCAAGGGCUAUGGUGGUCUCUUGGCAACCCGCCUCAUGUUGGGUGUCGCCGAGGCCGGUCUAUAUCCAGGUGUAGCCUAUUACAUUACGCUCUGGUACCCUCGCCAUCGAGCUCAGUAUCGACAAGCGCUUUUCUUCAGCGCGGCCAGCAUUGCCGGUGCAUUCUCCGGGCUUUUAGCAUAUGGAAUUGCGAAAAUGGACGGGGUUGGUGGGUACGCCGGCUGGCGCUGGAUCUUCAUUCUAGAGGGUCUUCUCACCGUUGUGGUGGCUCUUUUCGCACCUUUCGCAAUCCAUGAUUCCCCAGAGACGGCCACCUUUCUCACCGAAGAUGAACGUCGGUUUGUCAUUCAUAGCUUGAGGAUUCAAAAUUCGGCGGACGCGCGCGAGAUGGUGCAGGACGAGGACAAGUUUCAAAUGAAAUAUGUACUUGAUGCAUUUAAGGACUGGCAGAUCUAUUUGGGAUUAUUUAUGUACUGGGGAAUUACCUGUCCCCUCUAUGGAAUCUCACUGUUCCUCCCUUCUAUUAUCAAAGAUCUUGGCUACACAUCUUCAACCGCUCAGCUUUUGACUGUACCAAUCUACAUCACUGCAGCAGUUGUUGCCGUUCUUGCAGCAUGGUUCUCGGAUCGUCGAAAGCAGCGGUCACCAUUUAUUCUAUUCUUCAUGGCCAUGAUCGCUAUUGGGUUCAUCAUCUGCCUCGCAUCAAGUGGUCGCAGCGUACCUGGCGUCGUAUAUUUUGGAGUCUUUGUCGCAGUCAUCGGAAUCUAUCCCGCCUUCCCAGGCAAUGUUACUUGGAUCAGUGUCAACCUUGCAGGUGACUACAAGCGUGCGGCUGGAAUGGCCAUUUAUAUUGGACUUGGAAAUCUUGCAGGCGCCAUGGCAUCAAACUUCUAUCGCGCCCAGGACGCCCCGCAGUAUAUUCUUGGCCAUUCUCUGGAGCUUGCCUUCGUUGUCGUGGGCAUGGUAGCGACUGUGCUUUUGCGAUUCGCUUACCAGCGCAUUAACCGUCAAAGGGACCUUAUUGACCCCUCAGAAUAUCCUGAUGAUCCAGAUUCGUUGGGAGACCGGUCUCCACUAUUCCGGUACAUGCUAUGA
Molecule: messenger RNA, 1515 nt
Organism: Penicillium waksmanii
Lineage: Eukaryota; Fungi; Ascomycota; Eurotiomycetes; Eurotiales; Aspergillaceae
Product: allantoate permease family MFS transporter
Exons: 10
Coding region: 1-1515 (504 amino acids)
Biological process (GO): transmembrane transport
Cellular component (GO): membrane
Molecular function (GO): transmembrane transporter activity
Source: RefSeq, a predicted model, not a curated record